AUGGCCGCUGCCGGUGCCGGGUCCUUGAGUUGAGCGCCCGCUAACGCGAACCAACCGCUGCAGUUAACUGUCCGCGCGGGCCGGGCCCAGGCGCCGCCCGGACGGCGAGGAGCUGCGGCCGCGUGGAGAAGCAGGAGGCCGCUGCGUCCGGUGCAUGGCGUCCAUUUUGCUCAGGAGCUGCCGCGGCCGGCGGCCCGCCCGCCUCCACCCGCCCCUCGCUGCCGCUCCGCGGGGUAGUCUGGGGGAUCGCGCUUGUCUCAGUUGUACCAGGAUCGUGGGUUUGAUAAACCGAGAGCAUGUUCUCUUUGGCUGCUGUGCUCCGGCCCAUCCUGCCUACUUCUGCUUCAGAGGAGAGCCUCUCAGCUGUUGGACUCCCAGGCUCCAGCACCUGUGCGAGCUGGCAAGGGUGCCAUGCCCCCCCACCUCAGGAAGCUUGGUUGUGACAGGACCUCAGUACCUUCCUGUGCGGGCCUGGCACUCAUCGUCCCCUCUUUGUGAUGACUCUGUGGUGGAGAAAUCCCUCAAGUCCCUAAAGGACAAGAACAAGAAGCUGGAGGAGGGUGGCCCUGUGUAUAGCCCGCCAGCCAAGGUGGUGGUAAAGAAGUCCCUUGGGCAGAAAGUGCUGGAUGAGCUGAAGCACUACUACCACGGAUUCCGCCUGCUGUGGAUCGACACCAAGAUCGCCGCUCGUACGCUCUGGCGCAUCCUCAACGGCCACACGCUGACCCGCAGGGAGCGCAGGCAGUUCCUCCGGAUCUGCGCUGACCUCUUCCGCCUGGUCCCCUUCCUGGUCUUCGUGGUGGUGCCCUUCAUGGAGUUCCUGCUCCCUGUGGCUGUGAAACUCUUCCCCAACAUGCUACCAUCCACAUUUGAGACCCAGUCCAUCAAGGAGGAGAGGCUGAAGAAGGAGCUGCGGGUGAAGCUGGAACUGGCGAAGUUCCUCCAGGACACCAUUGAGGAGAUGGCCCUGAAGAAUAAGGCAGCUAAGGGGGGCGCCACCCAGGACUUCUCCACGUUUUUCCAGAAGAUACGGGAGACGGGGGAGAGGCCCAGCAACGAGGAAAUCAUGCGUUUUUCCAAGUUAUUUGAGGACGAGCUGACCAUGGAUAACCUCACCCGGCCUCAGCUGGUGGCCCUGUGCAAGCUGCUGGAGCUUCAGUCCAUCGGCACCAAUAGCUUCCUGCGCUUCCAGCUCACCAUGAGACUGCGCUCCAUAAAGGCCGACGACAAGCUGAUCUCUGAGGAAGGGGUGGACAGCCUGAACGUCAAGGAACUGCAGGCAGCAUGUCGAGCACGAGGCAUGCGAGCCCUCGGCGUCACGGAGGAUCGGCUGAGGGGCCAGCUAAAGCAGUGGCUGGACCUGCACCUGCAUCAUGAGAUCCCCACGUCACUGCUCAUAUUGUCCCGAGCCAUGUACCUCCCAGAGACCCUCUCACCUGCCGACCAGCUCAAAUCCACCUUGCAGACCCUCCCGGAGAUUGUGGCUAAGGAAGCCCAGGUAAAAGUGGCAGAGGUAGAGGGCGAGCAGGUGGACAACAAGGCGAAGCUGGAGGCCACACUGCAGGAGGAAGCCGCCAUCCGGCAGGAGCACCAGGAAAAGGAGCUGGAGAGGGCUGUGGAGGCAGCGAAGGAUGUUGAGCUGGAAGUAAUGGGUGCUGCUGCCCCUGAGAGGCCAGUGGCUGAGUUGAAGCCAGAGGUGCCUGAUGUGAUCCUGCCCGAAGAGGCCCUGAAGGACACUGCCCCUGUGCUGGAAGGCUUGAAGGAAGCGGAGAUAACCAAGGAGGAAAUUGACAUUCUCAGUGAUGCCUGCUCCAAGCUGCAGGAGCAGAAGAAGUCCCUGACCAAGGAGAAGGAAGAGCUGGAGCUGCUGAAGGAGGACGUCCAGGACUAUAGCCAGGACUUGCAAGAGAUCAAGAAGGAGCUUUCAAAGACUGGCGAUGAAAAAUACGUAGAAGAGUCUACAGCCAGCAAGAGGCUGACAAGGCGAGUCCAGCAGAUGAUCGGGCAGAUCGAUGGUCUGAUUGCACAGCUGGAGACCAACCAGCAGGCCAGCAAGCUGGGCCCUGUUGAGGGCUCUCCCGAAGGGGAGAACGUGGUCAGCGUCACAGAGCUCGUCAGUGCCAUGAAGCAGAUCAAGCACAUUCCGGAGAACAAGCUGAUGAGCUUAGUCUCAGCACUGGAUGAAAACAAGGACGGCAAGGUCAACAUUGACGACCUCGUCAAGGUAAUCGGACCUGGUGGACAAAGAAGACGUUCAAAUCUCCACCAGCCAAGUGGCUGAGAUUGUGGCAACGCUGGAAAAAGAGGAGAAGGUUGGAGAGAAGGAGAAGGCCAAGGAGAAGGCAGAGAAAGCAGCUGCAGAGGUGAAGAACUAGGACUGCCUGCCUCUUGGCACCCAGGGCCUGCGAAUAUUUAUCUCCACCCGCUGUGACGGCCACGGUGGGAAUGACGUAAGACUGAUUGCUUUGAGGCAAUCCUUAGUGGCAAAUCUAAUAUUUUGUUUGGAAUAAAUCAGAAACU
This is a messenger RNA of Castor canadensis (American beaver), 2520 nucleotides long. It is a transcript of the gene Letm1, whose product is annotated as leucine zipper and EF-hand containing transmembrane protein 1. Gene Ontology annotation, molecular function: ribosome binding; calcium ion binding. Lineage: Eukaryota; Metazoa; Chordata; Mammalia; Rodentia; Castoridae. Gene Ontology annotation, cellular component: mitochondrial inner membrane. The record is from RefSeq and is a predicted model, not a curated record. Gene Ontology annotation, biological process: intracellular monoatomic cation homeostasis.